This is a messenger RNA of Aspergillus luchuensis, 420 nucleotides long. RefSeq lists its product as uncharacterized. The record is from RefSeq and is a predicted model, not a curated record. The coding region runs from base 1 to 420 and encodes 139 amino acids. The transcript has a single exon. Lineage: Eukaryota; Fungi; Ascomycota; Eurotiomycetes; Eurotiales; Aspergillaceae.
AUGAUUGAAAGCCAAGCUGAUGUGUCACAUUGGGAUAAUUAUUUUCUUGGGGGGGUCGAGCUGCACAAACAUUGGUUUGGGUCGUGCUUGGUUGCUGGAAGUGCAGAUGUGAUGGGGGACGCGUUGGUCUAUGCAUCACAUGUGGAUGUGAGGCGUCGGGGACGGGAAGAGCAAGACGAGACCCGACACUGGGACCAUCUCCCUGCAUAUGGAUCUGAAGAAAUGCGCUGCUGCUUGAUACAUAUGACGUAUGUCACUGAAGGGGUCGGGAGCCGAUCUUUCAUGGAUCUAUCUAGGCAACGAAGUAGUAUUGAAGUACCCAUGAAGGUCAUUGGAGGUCUGCCAGCUUCGAGGCAUCCGGACUGCGUUGCUUCGCCAUUGUGUUUUGUGAGGUGUUUGGCGGUGUUGAGGUUAUAUUAG